UUCGAUUCGGACAGCUCGUAUAAAAAACAAAAAAAAACCUCCUUUUUCUCCCUCUCGCUCUCAAUUGUUAUCACAAAACCUAUUUUUCUUCCUUUUCUUUCUUUCCAACGAUUAACCCUCCCCAUUUCUUUUUUCUAAAGCAGCCGACGACGCAUCAUUAGUUACUCUACAAAUUAAUACAACCGCUCAUACCACUACCACGAAUACUAAUAUUACAACAACAACAACAACAACAACUGAAUCAUCAUUGGUUGGCAAUAACAGUAAUCACAAGAACGACAGCAACGAUUUACAGAAUGCCAUGGCAACACGGCACUCUUUGUCGGCGGCAAAAACCGAACCCUCGAGCACAGAACACCAUGCAGCAGCAGCACAAGAACAACAACAAGAACAAUCAGGUGAAUCACCACCGUACCAUGAAACGAUAGAAAUGGCACAACGCGUACCGUCCAAAGCGGUUCGUAUUGAACGAGACUAUUCAAGAGGGGAUGGUGUGACGAGAUUCUGUACAGAAUUCCCACCCGAACUGUCAGGACGGAUUGACGCGAACCAGCUGUGUCAUACGAUUGAAAAGAUGAACGCCAUGUUGGAGAAUGCUGAAAAGAUCUCUCUGAACGUGUUUGACAACAUCAUGGAAUGCUUGACGCUGUAUAUCUGGCCUGUGUUUUUCUCUACGCAUUAUCUACGUUCUAUCAAACAACUAAUGCAAUUCAUUGACGCCGAAAACGAACGAUUGUAUCAUCCUCAGGGUAUCUCCAUCGCUAAUCCCGUCCGCCAUGCCUUCCUCUUUAUUGAGAUCAGACUGUACGAUUGAAUUUCCACCCCCACUCAUCCAUCCGCCCCUCCCUGCUCCCCUAUAUUCUUUUUUCAACUUAUUACUACUACCUUACUUACUUUUACUAUUAACAAGCACCGCAUUCUUCCCCUUCAUCAUCUUUCUAUAUAGCAACUGCACACACACUUACACACACACACACACACACACACGCUCACUCACUCACUCACUCGACGCUUUUGUACUAGUUCUCUUUCAAAUCCAUUACUGUGCUUC
Molecule: messenger RNA, 1051 nt
Organism: Zychaea mexicana
Lineage: Eukaryota; Fungi; Mucoromycota; Mucoromycetes; Mucorales; Lichtheimiaceae
Product: Golgin subfamily A member 7/ERF4 family-domain-containing protein
Exons: 4
Coding region: 302-814 (170 amino acids)
Biological process (GO): peptidyl-L-cysteine S-palmitoylation; protein targeting to membrane
Cellular component (GO): endoplasmic reticulum palmitoyltransferase complex; extrinsic component of endoplasmic reticulum membrane
Source: RefSeq, a predicted model, not a curated record